Ricinus communis (castor bean) is the source of this 769-nucleotide messenger RNA. Its product is annotated as dolichyl-diphosphooligosaccharide--protein glycosyltransferase subunit DAD1. The record is from RefSeq and is a predicted model, not a curated record. Gene Ontology annotation, cellular component: membrane; oligosaccharyltransferase complex. Bases 167 to 514 code for a protein of 115 amino acids. Gene Ontology annotation, biological process: protein N-linked glycosylation. The transcript is spliced from 5 exons. NCBI's taxonomy places the organism in Eukaryota, Viridiplantae, Streptophyta, Magnoliopsida, Malpighiales, Euphorbiaceae.
UCCGGGCUGGUUUUGAAAUGAUCGGCCCGGAACCGAUGUCAGGUUUAAUUUCAAGACUCUUCUGUCUGCACAAGACGACCGAAGGAAAUUUUUAAUUUAUUAAAGACCUAAUUGUUGAAAUCAGUAAAAUAAAAUUGGGAUUGAAGUUUGAUUUCGCACAUUGGAAAUGGCGAGAUCAACGAGCAAGGAUGCACAAGCUCUCUUCAAUUCACUUCGGUCUGCUUAUGCUGCUACUCCCACGACCCUUAAGAUCAUCGAUCUCUAUGUGGGCUUUGCUGUUUUCACUGCUCUGAUUCAGGUAGUCUACAUGGGUAUUGUUGGAUCAUUCCCAUUCAAUUCUUUUCUUUCAGGAGUACUUUCUUGUGUAGGCACGGCCGUCCUUGCUGUUUGCCUCCGUAUUCAGGUGAACAAAGAAAACAAGGAAUUCAAGGAUUUACCUCCGGAGCGCGCCUUUGCUGAUUUUGUUCUCUGCAACUUGGUGCUCCAUUUGGUGAUAAUGAAUUUCUUAGGUUAAAAUUUUUGGGCAUAGAUUUUGUUAUGUGUAACUGCGAGUCAUAAAAAGGUUUAAUGCUAGCAAUGCAGCAAAUUUCCUUUGGCUACUAUUGCAGUUUGGAGUUUUGUUUAUUUAGUUAUUUACAACAAUGAGAACUAUGCAUUGCUUAGGUGACCAUAUAUACCCCUGAUAAAUUGUUUUGUAUUAAUCAAGAAUGAUUGACUUUUUUCUUUUUCUUCUUUCUUUUUAAUGUAGAUCCUUGAUUUUACUUGAUAA